ACUCAUAAUUUAUAACUAGUUCCUACGCUUAUUUUGCGAAGUUGACGUUCAAUUAAAUGUUAUGUACCAGAUAUUGCAGUGCUGUGUUUAAUGGUCAAAUGCAAAAUGCGUGAUAGAGGCAUCUUCUACACUCCAGGAAUACAUUGAAUUUGCAUCCUCAGCAAAACAAUUUUACGGUAUUUUAAGCAGUUGAAGUUUAUGCUGACUGUCGGUGUGUUGCAGUUAAAUCCAGGCAUAUUUCACUUAUUACAACUUUUUUUAAUCAAUGAUUAAACAUACUGUUAAAUGAAAAAUUUAAUCAAAUACUGUUGAUUCAAAGAAACGUCCACUUAAUAGACAUUAUCAGUCAACAAUUCUAUUAUAUAGUUUUCAGUUUGUCAUCAAUAAGAGUGUCAGGUAGCAACACCGUUUUGCAACCGUACCACAAAAAAAAAGGAUCUACACAAUUGUGACCUACGCAUGGCAGACGCAAAGAGAAGAUCUAUUCUGUAAUUGAGGUUUCCGAUGCGAGUGUGAAAAACCAGUAUAGGGAGUACACAAUACGUCAAUACAUUAUCGACCACCCGCGCCUUAAGUCGUUUACAUUAGAAAAUUCCGUAUCGAAAUAAUGACCACGUGUUCAAUUACCAACACCGCCUCCCAUUCCCAUUUACCUAUUAAUUAUUAUGAUUCCCCAUAUCAUGACACAGUAGCUGCCGACAUCUGGGUAGCGAUGACAGUUGUCGUUCUACCUUCGUACCGGUUCGAUCGAAAUACGCUUUCCGUGAGCCUUCGCCGCGUGUGCCACACUCCAAACACUUGACGUAUCAUCCCAUCACCCGGUCUAAUACGGAGAGUAUAACCUGCUUAUAAAAGAAAUCGCUCGGUCCCGCCUAAUUUUUCCGUUAUAAAGAAACAGAAAAAAAAAUCAAGACUACAUUAUUCAGAUACGCUCGUCGGCGGGAGGAAUUUUGUACGCAGAAUUCAAUAGAAUCCAAUUUAACGAUGGACAAACGACCGUAUCUCAGUCAGAACAACUGGAACCAACAUUAUGCGACUUACUUUGUCAGUCAGGGCAAUCCAUCCGAACAGCGCGCUUGGAUGCAAAACACCAACGUUAGAACGGGCUCCGGCGGAUCGUUGCCCAGUCGAGUAAACGAAUCAAUCGGUUUCGACGGUUUUCCGCCGAUCCCGGUAAUCGGUUCGUAUGGUAAUCCGCCAUCGCAGUCGACCGCAUUUUCGCGUCCCACAGAACACGUCUCCUACGCCGGAACAUCUAACGACUCGGCCUCAUCGUUUUCCACCGAUUAUUCGGUAUUCGUAUCGGCCGCAGAGGUGGAAAAAGUUUUCGGGGACAUGAUUUACAACGGAAAAAAUAAUCCUGAACGACUAUCGCGGAACACGCGUGAUUAUCCGCAACAAAAUUAUAUUCACGCCAACACCAGUAUCUACAGCGGCAACAACAACAAUGGAAGCAGCAGCAGCAACAACUACGUCAACAACGGCGGAAACAGCAGCAUCGGCAACAGCAACUACGUUAAACAACAUACAAUGUGGUCGAAUAGCGUUUACUUGCCCGAGAACCGUUCGUCGUACCGUAACGUUGAAGAUCCCGGGUCGCAGCAUUCGCCGCAGAUGCAAUUUGCUUUGCAACAACCGCAAAACGUUGUUUACGGUGGCGAACGAACGACGUGGCGGAUGAAUCCACCUAGCGUGCAGGAGGAGUACGGGAACCGUCGCGCACCGGUCACUGGUUUCGGUUCUGUCCGAUUGCAGUCGACCGCGGUUACCACGGCGUUUCCCGGUCCAACGGAACCCUUGUACCUGGAAAGCUCUACCGAAGUCGCGAACGAUUUGUUUUUCGACGACCGUCAAGGGCAUAUGCCGUCGUUUCUCGCGGAACAACUUAUCGACAUGAUGAAUGAACAAACAUCGUCGUUCUCGGAACAACCUGACGACGUGAUGAGCGCACAGACGAACGGCUACUGCAGUCCGGAGUCGCCGUCGAAAAGCCAUUACGGUCCACCACCGAACAAUAUGAAUAGCGAUGGCAACGGUUACAGUGCCGACGGCGCGCAACCGGCGCGUAACCAAAAUCAUUACGGUGAUUCCAAUGGGACCGGGCGCGACCGAUCGCCGCAUCACCGAACUGUCGUGAGAGACUUCGAUCGGAGUUCACAGCAAUCGCUACGCUUCGAAAGCGGUGCACGAAUGUCGACCGCCCCCAUGGAUAAUAAAUAUUCCUCGGUUGUAGGUGUCAACACGAUUGUCAACGCCGGAUCUUCGUCGGGUCCAUACAACAGCUACGACACUGAUUAUCCUGUUGUCGGGGUUUCGCCGAGCGAGGCGGACAAGACUGCCAGUCCGACUGGCACGGAGUCCGCGUCAUGCCCUCCCGUCGACAGCGGGCCGAUUGAAAAUCUCGAUUUUACCGAACGUCCGAAGUCCGAGGCGGUCGUUAACGGGAACCCGCGGAUUGCCGACAGCAAUGCGAAUGCAUCGCUGCCAGCACGAUGCCACGGACCGGAGAGUAACGAAACCUCGGCAUCGCCCGUCGUUACUGCUGCUACGUCAGUACCGUCGGUCAAUAUAUCUAAAAUCGAAACGGUCGAGAAAGUGCCGACUUUGAAGUCGGACUGUGAUAAUAGCGGUUCCAAAAAGGUAAUCGCGAACGAAACAACAGACCAUAAUCAACCCAAGGAGCAACUGCACCGUGGCGUCAAACGGCACCGGUGCCAAGACUGCGGUAAGUGUUUCAAUUAUCCACACGAAUGGAAACUGCAUAAAAAAACGCACAUGAAUGUCAAGCUCUAUACGUGCCAUAAAUGUAGGGAAUCGUUCCCCCUACUGUUUUUAUUCGAAUCCCACAAUUUUCGCAAACACUCUAAAUAAUACAGACGUAUAAUCGAUCUUAUGCCAAGAUCCUUGGCCCUACCGUCUACAGUAUAUACUACAACUUGCAUUGCAUGCAUAUUAUUCUUGACAAGUAUUAUAAAACAUUAAAUUCAGUAUUGGUGUCGCUAAACUACGUAAGAAAACGAGCACUUAUUUGCCGAUAUUUAUCAGCUCAAGUUGUACGCAGUAAACAAGUUUAAUAGAGUUUCAAUUUUCAAGUUCAUCGAUAGCUGUUUCGAGAACAUUCGCUUCUAGUUUUAAGUAGUUCUAGUAUAUAUAUGCACUCAAGGUGUUUUUGAUUUUAAUUAUUUUUGAUUAUAAUGAAA
This is a messenger RNA of Sipha flava (yellow sugarcane aphid), 3200 nucleotides long. RefSeq names its product ankyrin repeat-containing protein kinase A-like. NCBI's taxonomy places the organism in Eukaryota, Metazoa, Arthropoda, Insecta, Hemiptera, Aphididae. The transcript is spliced from 5 exons. The coding region runs from base 985 to 2871 and encodes 628 amino acids. The record is from RefSeq and is a predicted model, not a curated record.